AUUGUGGUGAAUAUAGGUGGUGAGAAAGUCUUGCAGUGCAGCGGCGUGCCUACAAAAAGCCUGUUUCCUCGUGAGAAUCCUCAUUUUUCAGUCAGUUUCGUAAGUGGAAGCACAUUUUGAGAACUCCAUCAAUCCUUUGAGAGUGAAGGAACUACAUUAGUUUCUUGCCUUUGAACGUUAAACUACAUUUUCACAUUGAUUGUCGGAAGUGAGGUUAUUAAUUAAGUGCAUUUGACGCAUCGACUAAACAACGUUUAGCAAAAAUGGAUAAGGUGGAAAAAUUGUAUCAAAAUUAUGAAAUUUUGUCGAGUGCAGGAGAGAAAGUCCUGGAGCAUGAAGAUCUCUUCGUGGAAAUGUUGGACGCUGUCAAGGGUUCAUCGAAGGAGAAAAUUCUCGCAUCUCAAUUUAUUGGGAAGUUCUUCAAGCACUUCCCGUCUCUGCAGGAGCUCGCGAUAGAUCGACAGUUGGACCUCUGUGAGGAUUCUGACCCACAAAUCCGUCGCCAGGCUAUCAAAGAUCUUCCUCAACUGUGCAAAGACACGAAAGAAAACAUCCCAAAGAUUGCCGACAGUUUGGCCCAGUUGCUGCUCCUGGACGGCACUGAAUUGAUUGUGGUGUACUUCUCAUUGCAAACUCUGGCAAAACUCGACGCCAAGUUGACCCUCACCGGCGUAAUCAGUCAAAUUAUCACCGGAGAUGAGCAGACGAGGGAGAAAUGCUUCAAAUACAUCCAGCAUAAGUUCAGGAACUACGCUCCAGACAUCUACACUAAGGAGAUUGAGGAAUACUUGGUGGCUGAGCUCAAGAAGAUUCUUCAUGAUGUAACUUCUGAUGAAUUUCAAAUCAUCAUGACCAUCCUGGGGAGUACAAAACUGGGAAAAACCGUGACCGGACAUGCAGAACUCGUGAAUCUUGCUGUGGAACAAGCUGAACUGGGAGCUGACAUCGAUCCUGUUACACUUGAGGAUGAGACAAUUGAGAGAUUCAUCCAGUGCGCUACUCAUGCAUUGCCCUACUUUUCAACGCAGAUAGAAUCAACGCCCUUUGUCAAGUUUAUCUGUGACAAACUUCUACCGAUCAACUCAUGGAACAUGAUUUCCGCUGCCGACGAUCAAUCUCAGGUGCAUUUGAGAAUCUUGAAGAUCUUCGCCGAGAUGUGCACUAAUUGUGGCACUUUGGACAACGGACCACAACGCAUUGAGGCCAUCUUCACAGUUCUGAUGGAAUUCUUGCCACUUCCGCCGAUGGACGACACAGACGUAUUGAGUGCCAGUCCCUCAUUCCAGUUCUCUCAUGUGGAGUGCUUGCUGUAUGCGCUCCACACGCUCGGGAAGCACGGCGUGGAGUUCUUCACAUUCCACGAUGAUCCAGAGAAGCUGAAGGACUUCAGGGCGCGUCUGCAGUAUUUGGCACGUGGAACUCAGGGGUAUAUAAAGAGGCUGCAGGAAUCAGUAAAGGACAAGAAGGACGACACAAACUCUGAGGAGAACAAGAUUAAGGUCACAGCAUUGAAGACAACCUCGAAUAUCAGUGCUUUGAUAAGGGAUCUCUUCCACUCACCACCCAGCUUCAAGACAAAGGUCACGUUGUCCUGGAUCGAAAAAAAGGAGACCGCACAGCAGCGUGAAGCAAAGCGUCAUGCUCCCAUUACGUUUGAUGGAAAAUCGGGUGGUCCAGAGGUUAAGAAAGUCCGUGGCAACACGAACGGCACGCAGAAGGUGUACACGCCGCCCUCGGGCAAGUACUCGGGGCGCGUGCGUGGGGGUUACGGGGGCGGACAGCGACAGGGCGGCAUGGGGCGCAACCGGCAAGGGCGCCCGGGUGGAGGAAAGUGGAAGAAGUAGAUUUUGGGCUGAGAAAUGGAGGCAAAUUCACGUGUAUUUGUAUGGAUGAUGAUUGUCUUCAAGAGAUAGAGAGUGAGAAAUUUGUUGCAGAGAAUGCCGUAUGUAUUGAAAAAUGCACAAUAUUUUCCGUAAGCAAUUUUCCAGAGUGAAGAGCUGGAUUUGGAGUUUUAGCGGACAGCGUUUUAGAUGAUAGUUUUCUAAUGGAUUUCUUUCAGGAAAAGAAGUGUGCUGUGCGGACUUUGGGACUCCAAGGAGUGAUUUUUGUAUGAUCAUUUGUUUCUGUGAAUUAACAAAUCUUCUUUUCAGCAUUUGCAGCUUUUUCAUAACCCAUAGUCUUAGGUGGAAAUGUGCGCAGAGGAAGCAAAAUAUAACUUUUUAUUUCAGAGAAGCCCCCAGAGUAAAAGCCCUAAAAUCAAAAACCCGCCCUCGUUUUCUCGUCUUAAGUGUUUGUCUUAUAAAACAAGACCUCGAAAUAUAGGAAAUUUCCUCAGCGUGCAAAAAAAAUCUCUUUAAAAAAAAAACUUGAUGUAUUAAUAUAGUAACUACUUCAUACAAUUGAUGUAAAUUACACAUUUUCAAAAAGGUUCUCUCCUUAUUCGUUCUUUCCGAUCAUUCUAAUAAAAAGAACAUGAAUAUAAAAUCGUGACAA
Messenger RNA from Phlebotomus argentipes, 2493 nucleotides. It is a transcript of the gene cass, whose product is annotated as apoptosis inhibitor 5 homolog. Gene Ontology annotation, biological process: negative regulation of apoptotic process. Gene Ontology annotation, cellular component: nucleus. Gene Ontology annotation, molecular function: RNA binding. Bases 264 to 1844 code for a protein of 526 amino acids. The transcript is spliced from 7 exons. Lineage: Eukaryota; Metazoa; Arthropoda; Insecta; Diptera; Psychodidae. The record is from RefSeq and is a predicted model, not a curated record.